Molecule: messenger RNA, 4413 nt
Organism: Alligator sinensis (Chinese alligator)
Lineage: Eukaryota; Metazoa; Chordata; Crocodylia; Alligatoridae
Gene: BNIP2
Product: BCL2 interacting protein 2
Exons: 11
Coding region: 2117-3085 (322 amino acids)
Biological process (GO): apoptotic process
Cellular component (GO): cytoplasm
Source: RefSeq, a predicted model, not a curated record
GCUUGGGAUGGAGCCAGCGGCUCAUCCAGAGGCUGCAGGAGGGGCAGCUCCUGCCUCUGCGUGCACUCCUGGGGGAGGCAUGGGGGGCAUGUGCCCCCCAUAUCUGUGCACAGGGAGAAGACAGGCUGCGCACUUGGGGCCAAGGCUGCUCCUCUUCCUGGCAGCUGCGCUCAGGGCAGGUGGGGCAAGGCAGGCGGCAAAGGUGCUGGGAGGGGGGGGCUAUGGUAAAUUUUGGGGUGGCUCUUGCCCCCCCAUAGUCGUCUCAUUCCCGCGCCGCCGUUGCCUGCCCCACUUCACCCAGCCCUAGCACAGCCGCUGGGAAGAGGCUGGAGUAGCCCCAGCUCUGAGCACACAGCGAGCAAUCCACCCCCACCCCACGCACAGAUCCAAGGGGGCACAUGCCCCCAUUAUUCCCCCAGGGGUGCGCGCAGCGGUGGGAGUUGCCCCACCCUUCCCCACCCCCUGGAUGAGCCUCCAGCUCCAUCCUGUGCCUUGCCUCAGCCCAGCUGGGUAGCACCUGUCACUACCCCAGCCCUAUUCCCUCCUUCACUGCUGGGGCCUCAAACUAUGCCCCCCCCCCAUACCCCUUCCCUCCCUCACGCCCCUUCCCCCAACAGACUUAGCAGCUGAAUGCUGCUCUCCAAGCUGCCGGGCUGCAUGUCAACAAUUGGAUUGGUAUCCAGCAAUCUGGCUGGUCAAUAAUCAGCUAUAAGUAUCACCCCAAAAAAUCUUUAUUGGUUAUGUGGCCCUAAGAUCUGGUUAUGUAGGGUCUAACUGGAGAUGGUGUGGGCCCCAAUCCUGCAGAUCAGAGCCCUGAGAGGUGGCUCAGGGCCUGAUCCAGUCUGAGGGCUGCCCCUGAGCCACUCAUUUGGCCAAUGCCAGCAAAAAGUUAAGCACUACUGCCUUAAAGCAAAGCCCAACCUCAAAAAGUCCUGUGGGAAUUUUAAUACCAGUUGAGCAGAAAUAAUUUCAGGAGUAGCAUCCAAAAAGUUGCACGAUACAUGUAGGCAGGAGUUUUCUUAUUUCUUGGUCUCCUGUGUUCCCCUCUUUAUUUUUUACAUCUUUUUUUUUCUUUUGAGAUCAAAGCCUGCUCUUUUACCCUUUUUUGACCGAUCUGUUUUUGGUAGGUUUUGCUUCUGACAUUCUAUUCUUUCUAUUGCUCUUGAUCUGCCUUAUCCCAUGUAUGUAGAGUGUUUUAUAAUCAAGUUAGGUUCCAUAAAAGAACAAUACAAAAAAGGCCUAGUUCAUAUUUUCCUGCCAUUAUUUAUAGAUAUGUGUCAAUUGUGUAACUUUCUUCUAAACAGAUAUUUGAAAUUGUUUCUGAUAAAUAUUAAGCAGUUGCGUAACUGAGAAACUUCACAAAAACAGUUCUAUGCCAACAUCCAGUGGAGAAGAGGAGGGGUUGCACUUGCCAAGUCAUGUGUCCCUAGCAGCAGGAAGCUAUUCUGAAUUAAGAACAUUAUUUUUAAAAGUUGUGAGGGAUGGAUGGUUGGAUGGUGGCCACUUUCUGGAGCAUGUCUAUCUGGCUGAAAAACAGACAGCAUUCCUAAUUGUGGGCUAGAAUGGUACUGCAGUCUCUGGGAGACAUGACAACUUUCUUAGUUAAUGAAUCAGAUGCAUUCGCAAAGCUUUUUGGUCUUACUCUGCAAUGCUGUCUCUGGUUAAUGUAUAGUAUUGCUGCACUACACAAAUUCAGUCUUGUAAAACCAAUUGUCUGGCUACAUUGGCUAUACGAUCAAAUAUGAACAUUGUCCCUCAUUGUUUUGGUCUGUGGUUCAAAUUCUUCUUUGCUGACUGUGAAGAUGGGACCGACUUAAUCACCUCUGUGUGUGCGUGUGUGUACACGCUUGCAGACUAGUGAGUUCUUAUUGUAUGCUCCUAUCGUUGUAGAGCCAAUACAGCAGUGAGAUUAGAGCUGGAUUCCAUUAGUUAACGUGUGCAUCACCAGAAUUGCUCAGCAUGUUCCAGUAUCAGGGACUCCUUAUGACUGGUGAUGGGUGAGCCUGAAAGAACACAGCUUGACUUGUACAUCCCAGGGUCCCUUUUUUGAUCUCCUUCCAAAGACGAGGCCCUAGUUUGCCAGGAACCUGUAUUAACUGUUCAGGCUGGACUGAGGAUGGAAGGUGUUGAAUUUAAGGAAGAGUGGCAAGAUGAAGAUUUUCCCAGGCCCUUGCCCGAGGAUGACCAUGUUGAAGCAGAUACGUCAGAUGCAACUGGAAGAGAGGAACAACCUGAGGUUAAUGGAAACAAAGUUAAAAAGAAACUAAUGGCUCCAGAUAUUAGUCUAACAUUGGAUCACAGUGAAGAAUCAGUUUUGUCGGAUGACUUGGAUGAGAGUGGGGAGAUUGAUUUGGAUGACCUGGAUACUCCAUCUGAGAACAGUAAUGAGUUUGAAUGGGAAGAUGAUCUUCCAAAACCAAAAACUACUGAAGUAAUUAGGAGAGGAUCACUUUCUGAAUAUACUGCAGCAGAAGAGAGAGAAGAUGGGCGACGCUGGCGUAUGUUUAGAAUUGGAGAACAGGACCAUCGGGUGGACAUGAAGGCAAUUGAACCCUAUAAAAAAGUUAUCAGUCAUGGAGGUUAUUAUGGUGAUGGGUUAAAUGCCAUUGUUGUGUUCGCUGUCUGCUUUAUGCCUGAAAGCAGUCAGCCAGACUACAGAUAUCUAAUGGACAAUCUGUUUAAGUAUGUUAUUGGCACUUUAGAAUUAUUAGUAGCAGAGAACUAUAUGAUAGUUUACUUAAAUGGUGCUACAACGCGGAGAAAAAUGCCAAGCUUAGGCUGGCUCAGGAAAUGUUACCAGCAAAUUGACAGAAGGUUAAGGAAAAACCUGAAAUCACUAAUAAUAGUUCAUCCUUCCUGGUUUAUCAGAACACUUCUGGCCAUCACAAAACCUUUCAUUAGCUCAAAAUUCAGCCAAAAAAUUAGGUAUGUCUUUACCCUGGCAGAGCUAGCUGAACUCAUCCCCAUGGAAUACGUUGUCAUACCAGAAUGCAUAAAACAGUAUGAAGAAGAAAAAUUUAGAAAGAAACACAAAAGAGUUGACCAAGCGCUCAAUGGGAAACAAGAACAGAAAAGUGAACAGUGAGUUUGGAGUCCAAACAUGACUGAAGAAUGUGCAGAUGGAAUGAUGCUUUUUUUGCAUUUUACAAUGCAUUCAGUAGCCUUUAUUAUAUAACCUGUUACAAAAGGUGCCUUGAUUUCUCUGGACUAGUAAACAGAGGACUGUUCACUGCUGUAUUGGUUUAAUUCUUGACUUUAAUAGCUAUCUUUUUAUAUGUAAUCAUUUUAUAUUGCUAAAUGUCAAAAACCUAGAUGUUGAUAAAAGGCAUUCUUGCAAUUGUUUAUCUAAAUGAUGCAUGUUCUUCAGUAAAAUAUUUAUAUACCUAAAUGUUAAACGAAAGAGAUAAUAUAUAUUUUUAUGACUUUUUGAGCAAUAUUUUGUUUGCCUGCAGAAAUGUGUUUGCAGGUAGACUAGGCCAUGAAUGACUGCUGUCAUUAUUUUGUAAAGUGCAUGAUGACUUUUUUUGCUGUAAAUGGUUAAACACAUUUCUUGGGUGUUGUGAGCCUAAUGUUUUGAGAUGUUAAUGUUCACAUGGUGCACUUUGUCACACUUGUGUGAUGAUGCUUGUUUUUGUUCACACACCUAAUACAAAUAGAACUAAUUUUCACUGCCAGAAUGAACUUGAGCUUUGGCUUCUUUAUUUUGUUUUUCUUCAAAAUGCAAAACUGUAGGUCUUUUGAUUUUGUCCAUGCUUUGUUUGGUGUUUUAAGUCCCUCUAUCUCAACUGAGCAAUUCAGAUGACUAGUUGCACACUGAACCUUUCACUCUAGGGUCACUAAUUUUAAUUUUACUUAGAUGUUUAGUAAAUGGUAACCGAAGAAACAACAGCUUUUAAUAUGAAAUGAACUUGUCCAGUUUCUUUUGAGCUGUCAGCUGGCAUUAAUAUAAACUUUUCAUUCUUGACGAAGAAAAAAAUUGCCUGGGCACAAAGACUGAAAUUACCUUUAGCCAGAUGAACAGUCUGUUCAGGUGUGAUUGAGGUACCCUGGAAAAGUAUAGAGAAUCUUGCACUGUAUACCUCCAUGCUUUGUAGAAAAAUCUUCCAUUUCCAGUGCUAUCUGGCACUUUUCAACAGCACUAAAUUCACUUUAACAAAGUAAUAUCUUUUUUUUCUUUUUCUCUCUCCUUAAUGGUUGUCAAAUUUUCACUUGAUGUUCUUGGGCACAUAAGCCAAAGUUUGUUCUGGUAACUAAAUACAUGCUCCACUUUUCUGAUCUGUCUAAUACAAUAUGUAGGAACUCUUAAAUCUAUUUGGUAAUCAUGCCCUACUGCCUGCAAGAACUGGUGCAAGUGAAUCUGUUCAGGAGCUAAAUGUUUAGCUGACAUUAAAGCAAACUUAUUUAAUAUGUUCA